Messenger RNA from Seminavis robusta, 1071 nucleotides. The record is from the annotation of a GenBank genome assembly. NCBI's taxonomy places the organism in Eukaryota, Bacillariophyta, Bacillariophyceae, Naviculales, Naviculaceae.
AUGCAAAAGGGACAUGCCGGCCCAAUCACUGAUAAUAAUACUCUCACCACAAGGAGUGACAAUAGCAAUGGCGGCAGCAUGAAAGAAUCCAAAAGCUUUCGAAGCAACUUUGUGCUACAUCUUGGUAUCUUGCUGAUGCUGGGUGCCAUGGCAUUUGCCGCCGGGGUGCGACGAUCAUCUCCUAUGCAAGCUGAUGUGAAGCCAAAAGAAGUAGUGUUUGACGACAAGACAUCAUUUAUUGCCCCCAAAGUCAGGAUAUCACAGAAUCGGACCAGAAAUAGAAGUAAUCCUCACGGAUAUCCCGGAAGUUUGGUUAUUAGGGAGCGAUUGGAAAAACGCAAACAGGAAGAAGCAAGGAAAGCAAAGAAACCACAUAGACAACAUCCAGAGGCCACAGGAGACGUACCAAGUUCCAUGAACGAACAACUGAAGGUUCCCUACCCAAUAUUUGUUCUGAACCUACCCAAAUCCGGUACUACCACCCUGUGGCAAUACUUUGAAUGUGGCUUGGGUCCAAACAGGGCUGUUCAUUGGUGGACCACUCAAAAAGGAAAACAGAUUGGACCGUGUGUAGAGCACAAUAUCAAACAAAACAAGCCACCCGUGCAAAACUGUGGCACUUUUGAUGUGUGGAUUGACUUUGGGUACGCCGGGCCAGACAAGUGUUUCUUCCCAGCUGUACAUGCAUUGGAAGCACUCUAUAAGAGCUAUCCUGAUGCCACCUUUUUGUUAGUACGACGGGACACGGAAUCUUGGUACCAAAGUGCCAAAAAAUGGGGAAAGAUGUUUGAAAAGUGGAAAACUGCCUGCCGAAAGGAUUUCUUUCCCAAUCUUGCUGCGACCCAACCCGUUCACACGGAAGACUUUAGGACCUUCUACGAGACAACGACGUUACGGAUACGGCAAUUUGCAAAAGAGAAUCCUGGCAUGCGAUAUCUAGAACCAAACAUGACCUUGUCCUCACCAGCAUUGGGUGGAUGGUUAGAAGAGAACAUUGGCAUUGAAGCAUCCUGUUGGGGAAAGUGUAAACCGAACGGACACAAAGCCAGAUGUGAAGGGAGAUUUCGGUAG